Puccinia triticina is the source of this 2688-nucleotide messenger RNA. RefSeq lists its product as uncharacterized. NCBI's taxonomy places the organism in Eukaryota, Fungi, Basidiomycota, Pucciniomycetes, Pucciniales, Pucciniaceae. Bases 1 to 2688 code for a protein of 895 amino acids. The transcript is spliced from 15 exons. The record is from RefSeq and is a predicted model, not a curated record. Gene Ontology annotation, biological process: carbohydrate metabolic process. Gene Ontology annotation, molecular function: hydrolase activity, hydrolyzing O-glycosyl compounds; carbohydrate binding.
AUGAUCCCAUUUUCAGUCGCGGCUGCGUUAUGGUUGUUUUCGAAAAUUCUCUCUGUCUCUGGAGCAGACAAAUGCCCCUCUUACGUGUUAUCGGAGCUCAACAAAACCGUGGAUGGCUUCGACGCAUCACUCAUGUUGAAUGGUUCACCCUGUCAUGCUGAUGACAUUGCAGCAUUGAAAUUAAUCGUUACUUAUGAAACAGACGAGCGUCUUCAUGUCAGGAUUGUGGACGCUGCCGCAAAGCGAUACGAGGUCCCAGCUCUUUUAUUCCCACGCCCCACCCAUUCGGCGUCUACAACUUCAAAAAGUCCGAAGUCUGCCCUGCUGUUUUCUUACGAAACCUCGCCGUUUUCCUUUACCAUCUCCCGUCGAAGCACCCGGGAAGUCUUGUUUUCGACAAUCUCGAACCCUCUUGUUUACCAAAAUAAACACAUUCGGAUUGCAAGCCAAUUAUCCCCAAAUUCCAACAUUCACGGCUUGGGCGAAAGUACUGACACGUUUCGGAUCAACUUGGAUGGCAAUGGCACCAGGAGAACCAUGUGGGCACGGGAUGCAUAUGGAACACAAAAGGGGACCAACUUAUAUGGGACACAUCCUAUAUACUAUGAUCACAGAUCUAGUGGCACACACGGUGUUUUCCUCUUGAACUCGAAUGGAAUGGACAUCACUUUAACAAAGCAAUCGAUUCAAUAUGACAUCAUUGGUGGUGUGCUGGACUUCUACUUUCUGGCAGGUCCCUCGCCGGUGAAGGUUGCUGAGCAAUACUCGGCGCUUGCUGGUCUUCCCGCCAUGAUACCUUACUGGUCCCUGGGUUUCCAGCAAUGCAGAUAUGGAUACUCCAGCUAUGUCGAAGUGGCCGAAGUGAUAGCUAAUUAUUCCAAAGCUGGAAUUCCAUUGGAAACAAUGUGGACCGAUAUCGACUAUAUGUACAAACGCCGCACUUUUACCCUCGAUCCAGAUUAUUUCCCACUAGAUCGGAUGCAGGAGAUUGUCAAAUCGCUCCACAAAAAUAACCAACGUUACGUGAUGAUGAUUGAUCCAGCCAUAGCUUACCAACCUGGAGACAAAGGUGUAUUCGACCGAGGCACGCAAGCCGAUGUGUUCCUUAAAGAGAAAAACGGAAAAGUGUUCCAAGGGGUGGUUUGGGCGGGUGUCAGUGUGUAUCCCGAUUGGUUUCAUCCGAAUGCCGAAGCCUUCUGGAUUAAUGAGAUCCAGAGAUUUUUCGAUCCGACUAACGGUAUUGAUAUUGACGGCAUUUGGAUAGAUAUGAAUGAGCCCGCCAAUUUUGCUUUACCUUGUACGUAUCCUUGCACAAAUGCAACCUUGUUGCCCGGAGCUCAGGCUGUGUCAUCGGGAAAUCCGCCGGCGCGCAAGAACCCCCCUCCGUCGAAAAAUGCUCCUCUACCUCUCGGAAAGACACAUAGCCGUCGAGGACUAGAGGCCAACACUCAAUACGAAAUACACAAUGCCGCUGGAGAACUCGCCAAGGGCACUAUACGCACGGACUUGGUUCAUCACAACGGAUUAACCGAAUAUGAUCUCCACAACCUCUACGGUACUCACAUGUCUUGGAUCACUCGCAAAGCAAUGUUGCGUCGAAGAAGCAAGGUACGACCUCAAGUAAUUACCCGGUCCACAUUUGCAGGAGCAGGAGCAUAUGUCGCGCAUUGGACUGGCGAUAAUCUCUCGGAUUGGCCGCACUACCUAUCUUCCAUUACUGAAAUCAUGUCAUUUGCUGCGCUCUUUCAAGUCCCUCUGGUGGGUGCGGACGUGUGUGGCUUUGGCUCUAAUACCAAUGAAGAACUGUGUGCUAGAUGGGCUUCAUUGGGCGCCUUUUAUCCAUUUUAUCGAAAUCACAAUGAGCUCGGCAUGGUCAGCCAGGAAUUUUACCGCUGGGAUUCAGUAGCCCGCUCUGCCAGGAAUGCUAUCAAGAUCCGAUACAGUCUAUUGGAUUAUUUUUACACCCACGUGAGAAGACAGAGCGUAACGGGUGAACCUGCUCUGAAGCCCCUUUGGUUUGCCUACCCCCAAGACACUUCAACGUUUGCAAUUGACAAACAAUUUUUCUUUGGAGAUUCUAUUUUGAUCUCUCCGGUUAUUGAAGCAAACUCGAAAACAGUCAAGGCUUAUUUCCCGGAGUCUAAAUACGUGGAAUUUUCCAGUAGGGAAGUUCUAGGCAGCUUGGGAAGCGUGGACUUGAACAACAUCCAGAUUGACCAAAUACCCGUACACAUCAAGCCGGGCUCAAUUUUACCACUUCGACAAGUGGCUAGAAACCAAACGCUCGCGAUGACAACAACUGAUGUUAGGAAGAAAAGCUUUGAGAUUCUCGUAGUGCCAGACAGUUCAGGAUCUGCCAAAGGAUCACUCUAUUUGGACGAUGGAGAAUCACUUGAACCUGUGGCUCAGGAAACUGCUGAUUUACAAUUUUUCUACCGCCAACGCGUCCUGCACACCUCCGGUCGAUUAGGUACCAAUUUGAAGGAUAUCAGCACGGCCGUCAGUCAAUGGACGUUUUCGGAUGUUCCCAACGUUGCAAAAGUCAAGGGAAUGCGUGUCAUAGAUAGCCCUCAGCUCGAAUCCGGUGCCCGACUAUUACCUGUGCAUAUUGAUUUAAAGACAAGAUCGGUCUACGCGCAAGGAAAUUGGAAGCUCACUCCUGGAAUGAAGGUCGCGUUGAUUUAUUGA